UCCUGUCCGGAGGGAAAACCUUCCGCUUCCAAUGAUGUCUACCUGCACUGAUGUCUGUCUUCUCCAGAAAAACCAGCUUCAGACAGCUGAGCAUCGACUCUGCCCACCCUGUGCCCAGGCGUUGCAGGCAUCCUCGUAACCACCUGGGUGGCUCUCGUGUCCAGCCUGGGUUCCAGCCUCACUGAGCCGUCCCCACCAAGACCUUCCUGCAGAGGGGCCGCCCCCGCUCAAGCGCUAACCAUGUCCAUCAUGGACCACAGCCCCACCACCGGUGUGGUCACGGUCAUCGUCAUCCUCAUCGCCAUCGCUGCCCUGGGGGCCUUGAUCCUGGGCUGCUGGUGCUACCUGCGGCUGCAGCGCAUCAGCCAGUCAGAGGACGAGGAGAGUAUCGUGGGGGAUGGCGAGACCAAGGAGCCCUUCCUGCUGGUGCAGUACUCGGCCAAGGGACCGUGCGUGGAGAGGAAGGCCAAGCUGACCCCCAACGGCCCCGAAGUCCACGGCUGAGCCGGGAUGCGGAGGCUCCUGGGCCUGUCUGCCGCCAGCCGAGAGGCGCAGUAGGGGCGAAACCACAGACGUGCUGCCAUCUGAGAGGAAGGGUUGACGCUUGCUGGCAUGGCCUCGCCGGACUUCGUCAUCGCAUGCACCGACUCCUGGGAUCCCGGAGGUCCUGAGCCAGGGCUCAGUGGCACUGGGCAACCCCUCAGCCUCCUGGUAGGACUGCCCAUUGCAGGCAGUGGGCAGGCCUGACCUUGCUGGGGCUCACGGCCCCACAGCGCUUUUGUUACUUGAAUGUUUAGCUGAGCCUGUUUUUGAUGGAGCUACUACUGUAACGCGUGAACUCACAAGCCUGUGAACUGUAAAUAGGCCCCAGAAGCAUGUGCUUAAGCGUCUUUUGCUGAUUUUUAAAAAAUAUAGAGCACAUGGGACUGUCCGUACUAACGCUGAGCUGAGUCAAGGCGGGAGGGAGGGUCUUAGACUUGUAAGGCCCACAUUGCAUUUGGCAGGGGUCUCAGAUACACGUGUGUAUGUAGAGAACGUGACACGUCGGCUUUAAGUCUCGCAGCUGACCCGUUGGGGUGCUUUGGCGAUUUCUGCUUCGUGAGCAAUGAAUGGGAGCAGCAGCACGUCCCGCCCCCUCCUGCUCUAGGUAGAUGAGGUUGUUAAAUGCCAGUUCCUGUUGCUAGUGGAGUGAUUGCAAGGAAGCUACUGCAGCUGCUUGGGAGCCGGUGAAGGACGAGUCAGGGCCCGAGGCCCGAGUCCCAAGGCUGCCAGGCGUCCUAGUGGCAGAGCAGUUUCUGGCCCCCAUGGUCUUGAGCAUGCUGAGCACCCUGCCCCCCACCCAGCUUUACUGAGCACAGGCUUCGCUAGAAACACCAGAGCCACGGUGGCUACCUGUAUCCCAAACCCAGUUGGCCCAGGAAGGAGAGAACAUUGUGGUUUUUGUUUGUUGUCGUAUUUAAUAUUUUCUGCACUGGAGGGGGCGGUGGGGGGUGCUUGGUUUCUUCCCCCUGCCCUUUUCACAAAUUCGCUUCCUUUCCUCCCAGAUUCCCACCCACUUGCUGGGUCCUGGAUUUGAUUUUCCUCAGUGGGCCACCUAGAAGGAGGGUCCCCUGACCUUACUCUGAGAGCGCCAGGUGUCACUUCUUGUGUGCCUGUGCACGCAGGAGCCCCCAGCAGCCUGUGCUUAGUGGGUGCCCAGGGGAGGGGGCUGGGGGAAGAGGGAGUUUCAGGUUCAGGAUUUGGUUUUCGAAAAGGUGAGGCGUUUGGUGGCUCUUGGUCAGGCCAGUGAUUCCCAGCCUGCCCCUCCGAGAUGUCCCUUGUGUAUACUUCAGUGAACUUGCUUAGGUUUUUAAUCCCACCACUGUAAGCACACCCUAAACUAUCAUGAUUAAAAUGUGAUGUGUGUCUGCAUCCUCGGGAAUAAACUGGAGGCCAGCCCUGGGUGAGCUGGGGAGCGCUGGCCCUCAGCACUUGAGCCGCCUUGCCAGCAGCAUGGGCAGGGAGCUCCCGGGUGGCCAGGGGCUGGCCCCUAUUCCCAGCUCCCCCUCAAAGCUCUGGCCUCCUGGUCAGGCGGAAGGCAGCUCCUCUGGCCUCAUCCAAAUCUCUAAAAAGCAUGUUGAACUAAUCAACUUGCUAGAACCCCUAGUCGGGAGCUUAAGGAACACUUCUUUUAGUGGCGUACCCCUAAAUUAACAGUCAAACAUUAAGGUGUAGCUUGGGGGGAGGGGAGGAGUAGCUAGUUAGGCCAUUUGAGCUGAAGGCAGGCUUGAGACAGCACAGGUGGGCUACUAAGGAAUCCUUAGAAGGCAGCCGGGCUUUUGUACAGGGGAGGAAAUGCCUUGGGCCCCCACCUGGGGAUGGCCAAGCAUGAGUCAGGCUGGAGACCAGCAGAAGGCCCUGUAAGCAGCACACAGGGUGCGGGCGGGAGGAGGGAUCAGAAGUUCUAAAGGGGUCAACUGGAAGGUCAGGGAGAAGGUGUUUCCUAAUGAAGGACAUAAGAAAAAUGGGGCAGGUGUAGGGGUGUUCGAUCCAUUCCCCUCACAUUUCAGAACUUCAGGCUUUCUACCUCUACUUUCCGCAGCCGGCAGCCUGCACCUAAGGCUGUCUGUCCUUUACCCAAGUAACCGAGGAGCUCCCGGGACUUGCAUUUUCAGUCCCCGAGCCUGACCCUGAAAAUGACCAUUGCUUGACUGUCAAACUCGCCCUGAGCUUCUUACCGUGCCGGUGCAGUUUCGGUUUUGAAAAGAUGAGGCAUCACUUUCUCCUCAGUUUCAGUCCUGGAGGUUCCUUGUCCCACGACAUCUGUGCCAUUUGCAUCAGGCCCAUCAGCACAGUGUCAGUGCCGGGUGAGGGUCACGGGCAUGGUGGGACACUAGUGGGUUCUCUGGAGGCAAGUGGAAGUGCCUGCAGAACUGGUGACCAACCGCGUAACAGCUUUCACUGUUCUUGGUCAACAGCUACUUUUUUUUUAGCAUAGACACCAGAGCCACACACUCAAAUGGCUUAGUUAAGUUAUGACCUCUCAUUGAAUUCUUUCUGAAUAGCCCAACUGUUGCGUCCAAGUUUUCUGACUAGCCAGUCAGGACAUUAGCCUUUCAUUCUGCAUGUCAUCGCAGAAGCAACAGCAGGGGGAUGGGGAGGGAACGCCGACACUGAGCCACUCAAACAUGGACUAACUUUUCAGACAAACCUUCAAGUGGACUGUGCUACUGUUUUUGUCGCCAAGCUACCAAGUUUGUGCAAUAAGUGGAGGGGAUGUCAUCCCUGUUCAAUAAAAGCUGAGUGACAUUCAAGCUGAUUUUCUAGACCACUGAGAAAAUCUUUAUUUACAAUAAAUUUCAAUAAAAUUUGCAUAAAUA
Molecule: messenger RNA, 3359 nt
Organism: Mesoplodon densirostris (Blainville's beaked whale)
Lineage: Eukaryota; Metazoa; Chordata; Mammalia; Artiodactyla; Ziphiidae
Gene: SNN
Product: stannin
Exons: 2
Coding region: 241-504 (87 amino acids)
Cellular component (GO): mitochondrial outer membrane
Source: RefSeq, a predicted model, not a curated record